UCGAAACAGAAUUGAAGAUAAUGUAGACUCUUGAUUAAAGCCCCCUUGGCAUUGAGUGUCUUCAAUGUCACACUCUUACACUAAAGAGCCAGGCCAGGGCCAACACGUAGAGCUCUAGUGCUCGGAAUACAUGCUGUGGAAAAGAUGUCCUUGUGUUGUGCAGCGCAGCGUCCGGAAGUUUUGCAGAGCUGCCUUUGCGAUCAAUGAUCCCAAGGCGCUUCAAGAACUACAACAUGAGUUCGGGCGAUAUGAAGAAGCUCUUUGCCAAAACAACGUGAAGGAACUGGACCUUUUGUUCCACAAAAGCCCUGAGACCGUCCGCUAUGGAGUUUCGGAGAAUCUGUAUGGCUACGAGGCCAUCCAGGCCUUUCGCGGCGCGCGUGCUCCGCCGGGGCAGCGGGAGAUCUUGAGAUCGGCGUUGACCACCUAUGGAAGCGACCUGGGAGUGACUCACAUCGAGUUCCAGCGCGAUGGGAGUCGCAGAGUGGGUCGACAAACCCAGACAUGGCUUCGAACCGCUGAGGGAUGGAAAGUGAUUUCAGCACAUGUAUCCAUGAUGGAAGAAGCUACCUAGCUGGACCUAGCUGGACCUAGCUGGACCUAGAGUCGGUCCAAAGAGACCUGUGGCUUUGAUAACCAUUUUCGGGAA
Molecule: messenger RNA, 649 nt
Organism: Durusdinium trenchii
Lineage: Eukaryota; Dinophyceae; Suessiales; Symbiodiniaceae
Source: the annotation of a GenBank genome assembly